AUGUUGCCUAAAGCCCGCCAGGUGGCAUACGACCAGCUGGGCAGGUCGUUCGCGUCCCAGAUGAGCAUCAGGGAGAGAAGUGCUGCGGCGAGGCGAGAUCGGCUCAGUUUCCUCGAGGAGCUGGACCCGAAGCAACUCUCACAGUACAGACCAGAUCAGAUUGUCACUAUUCUCAGACAACGCGAAGAGGUGCACCACGCUAUCGCGCGUGAUGUAUUCCGAGACCAGGCCGACAUACUCAGCCAGAUCCUGGAUUCCAAGUCCCGUGUUCCUCGCGCUCAGGGGCGCAGCAAGCACCCUUGGGUCACCGACUUGGAUACUGAAUGCCAAUACAUGGUGUGCCCGACAUGUCGACCUGGAUGCAUUGACCGUGCAUAUCUCAGCCUGAUCGGUGUCAGCAAGGGAGAGACUCCGCCCACCGCAGCUGUGGGAUUCGGCUUUCAUGGCAAUGGGGAAAGGCCAGUUGUACAAGCCGAGAGGCUGAAGACGAUUGGAUAUCGUGUUGUGCCUCUGGUGUACCCCAGAAGUUCGUUUGACUCCUCUUCCAGCUCGGCAAUGAGCAUGCUUGAGCUCCUUGACCAGCAACUUGGCCAAGGACGAUUGCUGCCUCCUUCCAUUGGACCGGCGCCGAAUGGUAAACCCAAUGGUACGCAUGUCGAUCCGCAGUCCACUGUGCAACCCGAGCCUGCGGGUCACUUGAAGCCUUCACCAGGGUGUGAGAACCUAAGAGCCUUCACCAAGGACGCCGAUCAUGGUGAAUCGAAUGACGAGGCAUCCGGUGCUCGUCCACCAUGGACGCCUCCACCAUCGCCUAGCCUUUACGGAAAGAUGAGCGCAACAAAAUUGCACAAGUUGGGGUGGGCCAAGGAAGAAAGCAUCUCCAACGGUAGAAGCUCCAUAUCCAUCAAGACGAAUCACAGCAUUCGAUGCCAGUUAUUGACCUCGAUUCCAUCGACAAACGCGCUCCAAAUUCUGGCGCAAUCUGGGAGCUACUUCACAGACAAUUUCCCCGCACCAAUGGAUGAGGACGAGUAUGAUGUCGGCCUCACAUUGCCCUUCCGCGAGCGUUCGUUCAGCAAGGCGUGCGAGACACCGCUGGAACAAGUCACUAUUGGCCCAGGUGGAGAUAAGGAGGGUAUACAAGUGGCUACUACGAUCGUCGAACACGAAGGAGAGGCCUUUACCCCUGCGCCUCUCCAAGUUGAACGGGGUGUGGCCGUGCUGGAAGAAAGUGUCGAGCUCAGGGUGCCGGAUGUGAUCACACAGAUAUAA
Emericellopsis cladophorae is the source of this 1272-nucleotide messenger RNA. RefSeq lists its product as uncharacterized. The transcript has 4 exons. The record is from RefSeq and is a predicted model, not a curated record. The coding region runs from base 1 to 1272 and encodes 423 amino acids. NCBI's taxonomy places the organism in Eukaryota, Fungi, Ascomycota, Sordariomycetes, Hypocreales, Bionectriaceae.